Molecule: messenger RNA, 6361 nt
Organism: Dalotia coriaria
Lineage: Eukaryota; Metazoa; Arthropoda; Insecta; Coleoptera; Staphylinidae
Gene: Ca-alpha1D
Product: Ca[2+]-channel protein alpha[[1]] subunit D
Exons: 25
Coding region: 149-5575 (1808 amino acids)
Biological process (GO): calcium ion import across plasma membrane
Cellular component (GO): voltage-gated calcium channel complex; membrane
Molecular function (GO): high voltage-gated calcium channel activity
Source: RefSeq, a predicted model, not a curated record
UGAAUAUUUGAUCCUGCUGACGAUCUUUGCCAACUGCAUCGCCCUCGCUGUUUACACGCCAUUUCCAUGCGGAGAUUCGAACGCCACCAAUGCGAUACUGGAAAAAAUCGAGUAUGUCUUUCUGGUCAUCUUCACCGUCGAAUGCGUGAUGAAGAUAAUCGCCUAUGGAUUCAUGAUGCACGCGGGCGCGUAUCUGCGCAACGGAUGGAACUUGCUCGAUUUCACGAUUGUCGUCAUCGGCAUGAUCAGUACGGUGCUCCAGCAUCUGAUCAAGGACAGCUUCGACGUGAAGGCGCUGCGGGCGUUCCGAGUACUCCGGCCGCUGCGUCUCGUCUCGGGCGUUCCGAGCUUACAGGUCGUUUUGAAUUCGAUUCUUCGUGCCAUGGUGCCUUUAUUACACAUUGCUCUGUUAGUGUUGUUCGUCAUCAUUAUUUACGCCAUCAUCGGGUUGGAAUUGUUCUCAGGAAAACUGCACACAACUUGUUAUCAUAACAUAACAAACGAAAUAAUGGAUGAUCCGCAUCCGUGCGGCGACAUGGGCUUCAAUUGUUCGGAGAUCGAUCCGAUGAUGGUGUGCAGGGACGGAUGGGACGGGCCCAACUUCGGCAUCACCAACUUUGACAACUUCGGGCUGUCGAUGCUCACCGUGUUCCAAUGCAUUACUCUAGAAGGCUGGACCGACGUGCUUUAUAACAUACAAGAUGCUUUAGGAAAGACCUGGCAAUGGUCGUACUUCGUAUCGAUGGUGAUAUUCGGCGCGUUCUUCGUGAUGAAUCUCAUUCUCGGUGUGCUUAGCGGAGAAUUCUCCAAGGAGAGAGAGAAGGCAAAGGCGCGCGGCGACUUUCAAAAGCUGCGCGAAAAGCAGCAGAUUGAAGAAGACCUGAGAGGAUACCUCGACUGGAUUACGCAGGCGGAGGAUAUUGAGCCAGAGCACGAGAAGCAGAAGAACAACGCUGAUGCGAAGGCGAAAGCCGCCAUCGACUCGACGGACGAGCUGGGCGAAGAGGCCGAGCUGGAGCAGGAGUCGUGGUACAGCAAGAAACGCAAAGACUUUGAUCGUGUCAAUCGGCGCAUGCGCAAAUCGUGUCGCAGGGCCGUCAAGUCCCAGGCGUUCUACUGGCUCAUCAUAGUGCUAGUUUUUCUUAAUACUGUUGUAUUAGCGACUGAACAUUACGACCAACCUUAUUGGCUAGAUGACUUUCAGGAAUAUACAAACAUGUUUUUUAUUGCACUUUUUACAAUGGAGAUGUUAUUAAAAAUGUACAGCUUAGGUUUUCAGGGAUAUUUUGUAUCAUUGUUUAAUCGUUUCGAUUGCUUCGUCGUGAUCGGCAGCAUCACAGAAACAGUGCUCACGCGUACGGAAGUAAUGCCACCGCUGGGCGUCUCCGUGUUGCGUUGCGUGCGCUUAUUGCGCGUCUUCAAAGUGACAAAGUAUUGGCAUUCGCUGUCGAAUCUGGUCGCCUCGCUGCUGAACUCGAUCCAAUCGAUCGCCUCCCUGCUGCUGCUGCUCUUCCUUUUCAUCGUCAUCUUCGCCCUGCUGGGCAUGCAAGUGUUCGGCGGGCGUUUUAACUUCAACGCCACGCAAAAUAAACCGCGCUCCAACUUCGACAGCUUCUGGCAGAGUCUCCUCACUGUAUUUCAGAUAUUGACCGGUGAGGAUUGGAACGUGGUCAUGUACGACGGUAUCCAAGCCUAUGGAGGUGUGGGAUCCUUUGGAAUCCUCGCCUGUAUAUACUUCAUUAUUCUCUUCAUCUGCGGUAACUAUAUUCUGCUAAACGUUUUCUUGGCUAUCGCUGUCGACAAUUUGGCCGACGCCGAAUCUCUAACAGCCAUAGAGAAAGAAGAAGAAGCUGCGGAAGCUGAGCAAGGAAAAUCUAAGAGUCCAACACCGACCAACGAUGAGGAGAUUGACAUGGAGGAGCAUUCCGUUGAAGAAGAAGAAAUUGAAGAUGGAGCGUACGAAUCAGAAAUGUCGGAGCAUGAGUUUGAAGAAGAAACCGAAUCGCAGACCAAGAUGAACCUCGACGAGAUGGAGGAGGAGAUGGACGACAAGGCGUACGACGAGCACAGCGUCAACGAAAAAGAUGGCGGCGAGCUGGACGAUGGGGACGUGAGCGCGCGUCCGCGUCGCAUGUCCGAGCUGAACAAGCCAAGCACAUCAAAAAUCGUGCCGAUUCCACCGGCCUCGUCGUUCUUCGUUUUUUCUCCCACGAACAGGUUUCGCAUCUUUUGCCACUGGCUGAGCAAUCACAGCAUAUUCAGCAACAUCAUCCUAGUGUGCAUCAUGAUUUCCUCCGCUCUGCUGGCGAUGGAGGAUCCGAUCGAUACCAAGUCCCAAAUGAACGUGGCGCUGGGUUAUUGCGAUUACUUCUUCACCUCAAUCUUCUCCACCGAGCUGCUGCUCAAGACCAUCACAUAUGGUGUGUUUCUACACGACGGAGCUUUCCUACGCUCGGCGUUCAACAUGCUGGAUUUAGUCGUUGUGUGCGUCUCACUGGUGUCCAUAUUUAAUCAAGGUGGCGCAAUGUCCGUAGUGAAGAUUCUUCGAGUGCUGCGUGUGCUACGUCCACUCAGAGCCAUCAAUCGAGCGAAAGGACUCAAGUACGUGGUGAAGUGCGUCAUUGUUGCGAUCAAGACGAUCGGCAACAUCAUGCUCGUCACCUACUUGCUGCAGUUCAUGUUUGCCGUGAUCGGAGUGCAGCUAUUCAAGGGUAAAUUUUCACAAUGUUCGGAUUCUUCUAAACUCACCGCUGGGGAGUGCAAUGGUACUUAUCUGAUCUACGAAGGAGGUGACAUCUCAAAACCUACAUCAAAAGAACGCGUGUGGGAAAACAACCGCUUCCACUUCGACAACGUCGCCAAGGCAAUGUUAACCCUCUUCACUGUAUCUACCUUUGAGGGUUGGCCCGGAUUGCUUUACGUUUCCAUCGACUCCAAUGAAGAAGACCGUGGUCCAAUUCACAACUUCCGGCCCAUUGUCGCCGCGUACUACAUCAUCUACAUCAUCAUCAUCGCCUUCUUCAUGGUGAACAUCUUCGUAGGUUUCGUUAUCGUCACCUUUCAGAAUGAGGGCGAGCAAGAGUACAAAAACUGCGAGCUGGAUAAAAACCAGCGUAAUUGUAUAGAGUUUGCGUUGAAAGCGAAACCCGUGCGGCGGUAUAUACCCAAACAUCGGAUACAGUACAAGGUGUGGUGGUUCGUCACGUCGUCACCGUUCGAGUACACCAUCUUUAUACUCAUUAUGAUAAACACCAUCACGCUGGCGAUGAAGUUCUACAAGCAGCCGGAGUUCUAUUCGGUGUCGCUGGACAUAUUGAACAUGAUUUUCACUGCCCUAUUCGCGCUGGAGUUUGUUUUCAAGCUGGCUGCUUUCCGGUUUAAGAAUUAUUUCGGAGAUGCGUGGAACGUGUUUGAUUUCGUGAUAGUCCUCGGCAGUUUCAUCGACAUUGUCUACUCGGAAGUCAAUCCUGGGUUACCAUCAAGUUUGAUUUCCAUCAACUUCUUCCGACUGUUUCGUGUGAUGCGUUUGGUGAAACUGCUCAGUAGAGGUGAAGGUAUCCGCACGUUGCUUUGGACUUUCAUUAAGUCCUUCCAAGCUCUACCCUACGUCGCCCUGUUGAUUGUCAUGCUGUUUUUCAUUUACGCUGUCAUCGGCAUGCAGAUGUUUGGUAAAAUUGAAAGUCAAAAUUCAACAUCAUCCAUAACACGAAACAACAAUUUCGCAUCGUUUCCCCAAGCAGUCCUGGUACUCUUCCGAUCAGCAACUGGUGAAGCCUGGCAGGACAUUAUGCUUGACUGCGCUGCAACCGAUCAAGUGGUGUGCGAUUACCGCAUUGAAAACCGUCACCUGCUGGACAGUUGCGGUUCGGAUAUCGCCUACCCAUACUUCAUCUCCUUCUACGUCCUCUGCUCCUUCCUCAUCAUCAAUCUCUUCGUGGCGGUUAUCAUGGAUAACUUUGAUUACCUCACCCGCGAUUGGUCCAUCCUCGGACCCCAUCAUCUAGAUGAAUUCAUCCGCUUGUGGAGUGAAUACGACCCGGACGCCAAGGGACGCAUUAAACAUCUUGAUGUCGUUACUCUGUUGAGAAAAAUUUCACCUCCUCUGGGUUUCGGCAAGCUGUGUCCGCAUCGUGUCGCUUGCAAGCGUUUAGUCUCCAUGAAUAUGCCACUGAAUAGCGAUGGCACCGUGUUGUUCAACGCGACGCUAUUCGCUGUAGUACGUACCUCGCUACGGAUCAAAACCGAAGGUAAUAUAGAUGACGCCAAUUCGGAGCUGCGAGCCGUGAUCAAAAAGAUCUGGAAGCGGACGAAUGGUAAACUCUUGGACCAAGUAGUACCACCACCAGGUGUGGAUGACGAAGUGACCGUGGGCAAGUUCUACGCCACGUUCCUCAUCCAAGAUUACUUCCGGCGUUUUAAGAAGCGCAAGGAGGAGUUAAAAGAGGGUGAUAAAGACGCCCACAAUACUGUCACCCUACAAGCAGGUCUGCGGACACUGCACGAAGCAGGGCCCGAACUCAAACGUGCCAUUUCCGGCAAUUUGGAUGAGUUGGCCGAUGAUAAUCCAGAACCAAUGCAUAGGAGAAACCAUUCAUUGUUUGGAAGUGUGUGGUCAUCGAUGCGCCGCGCGCACAGCUUCAACCGCGCCAAGUCGUUGAAGGUAAACUCGACGCAGAUCAAAAUCACGCCGGCGUCCAGUAUCGACGCAUUCCUACCCCACCACAACUCGUUACAACGCGCUGUCACCGAGGGUAUGAACCACAUCACUUCGAUGACGCGCAACGUCGUGCAGAAUCGCUUCUCGGCGAAUUCGCUGCACGACGGCGAGAUGUCGCGCGAGGACGAGGCCAUUCCGCUGAAGGCGCUCAGCAACAUGUACAACGGCGACCCCGACAAGGGUAACUUUCAAGUGAUCGACCUACAGGGGGACUACGCUGAGCUGAUGAUGCCGCCGACGCCACCGCCGCGCCGCGUGCAGCCACAAUCGUUGUCGCCGCCGCCGCCGCCGCCGUCGGCUGCCGGCCCCGCAGUGGCGACGACGCUCCCGCACGCACCCAGCUUUAGUCGCAUUGCAAGCGGCCUCAAGCUCGCACAGGCACAGGCGAUGGCCGUCGCCGGCUUCCUGCCGGAGCCGCCCUACGACUGGCGCGCCGCUCCCGUCGCACCGCUGCACACCUUCCUCGUGGACACCGCCGCGGGGGACGUACGGCACGCGCGCUGCUCCUAUCUUAAUCACAGGGCUUCCUUCCAUGGCAGAGUUUCAGGUGGCCACGAACCCAACGGACACGCGGGUCCUGAACGUCUAUCACAUUCGCUGCCCGGAAGUCCAGCGGACCGCCGCCCGCCGGCGUUCGAAGUUGUCGGCUCGGCGGAGAGCCUAGUCGGGCGCAUUCUCGUCGAGCAGGGCCUCGGCAAGUACUGCGACCCCGAAUUCGUGCGCUACACCUCCAAAGAGAUGCAGGAGGCGCUCGAUAUGACCCAGGAAGAAAUGGACCGCGCCGCGCAUCACAUCAUGCAACAAGAGCAGCGUCGAAUGCGCGCACCCCCGUACGACGGCACACAUCCGCCGUUAUAGCCCCCGGAGCCCGGCCACAGCCACACCAUCACGGUGUCCUGAACAUACACACACACAUACACAAACACAUGAACACAAAACAAACACACACACACACACACACAUACGAACCCAGCGUUUCUCUACUACCAAGUGCCUAAAAUUAAAGAUACGUUUCUUCUGGUCCAAAAGGAGACUUAAUAUUAUAAAGUAUAAUACGAUGUGUAGUUUUUUUAACCUGGUUUUUAUUUGACAAUUAUCUCUUAUUAUAUUUGAAUAAGUAAGCGAAGAGAAAUAAAAAUGAGGAAAUGGAUUGUUUCUCCAGAGAAAAAAAAAAUAGAUAAAAACACACACGAUACCGACCCGCAAAACCAAAGUAAGCGAAAAACACGCGCGUAUACCUACUGUAAUUACAUUUUUGUAAUAUCCAAAAACCAAACAGCAAACAGCAACAAAAAACAAUAUAUAAAUCGAAAAGAAAUAAAAAAAUAAAUCUUCUAUUUGACGAGAUGAUGAUGUUAUUGUGUAUUAAAAACGCUCUAGACGCAUUAUGCGUAUACAAAACAAGCAAAACAAACCAAACAAAACCGACAACAAGAGGCAUUGAGUAUCUUUAUCUUUAAAUUUAUCUGUAAAUUAAUUCAUUGUUAUCCUUAUUAUUAAAAAACGACGAAAAUGAUGAAAAAAAAAAAUGAAAUAAAAAUAAAGUUGUGGGCGAAGAAAGGACGCGAAUGGAAAAAUGAAUCAAAUAUACAUGCGAUACGUUUCAAUCAAAUCAAAUAAAAACGUUAUAUGUUUAAUUUUAAA